AUGGCGGCAGCGGACCUGCUGAUUGCCAUCCUGGACCUGAUACUGAGACACAUCCCCAUUGUCUAUUGGGAGCAUUUCCUCUACGUUCAGUCGAUCCCCAUCUGCAACAUCCACGCCGUCCUGCUCUUCGCCGCCACAGACUGUUCUGUUUGGUUUACCGUCACUUUCACCUUCGACCGCUUCGUCGCCAUUUGUUGCCAGAAGCUCAAAGGCAACUAUUGCACCGAGAGAACGGCGGCGAUUGUUCUCGGGACGGUUACUGUGCUGAGCUGUGUGAAGAACAUUUUCUGGUACUUUAUGUUGACUGGUCGAUAUUUGCUGAUGACCCAUCCUUGGUUUUGUGCUGUGGAGCAAAAGUUUUAUUCCUCAGAGGUCUGGGCAGCAAUUGAGCUUAUUCAUUAUAUAUUCACGCCGGCAGUCCCAUUCGCCAUUAUCCUGUUGCUCAACUGUUUAACCGUUCGGAACAUCGUGGCUGCGAGCAGAGCCCGCAGGAGACUCCGGGGUCAAAAUAAUGUGGACUGUGGUCAGCGUCCCAGGGACCCGGAGAUGGAGAGCCGAAGGAAAUCCAUCAUUUUGCUACUCGUCAUUUCCGGCAAUUUUAUAGCCCUGUGGUCAUUGUACGUCGUGUACGCUCUCUGCAAUCGAGUGGUGUUGCUGGGCUACAAGUCUGCGGACGUCAACAUUUUUGUGGAGCAGAUUGGAUUCAUGCUGCAGCUUCUUAGCUGCUGCACCAACACCGGCAUUUAUGCCGUGACCCAAACUAAGUUCAGAGAGGAAGUACGGAAAGCGGUUGCACGACCCUUCUCUGUACUUGCGCGAUGCGUUAAAUAA
This is a messenger RNA of Leucoraja erinaceus (little skate), 831 nucleotides long. Its product is annotated as probable G-protein coupled receptor 139. The record is from RefSeq and is a predicted model, not a curated record. Gene Ontology annotation, cellular component: membrane. Gene Ontology annotation, biological process: G protein-coupled receptor signaling pathway. The transcript has a single exon. Bases 1 to 831 code for a protein of 276 amino acids. NCBI's taxonomy places the organism in Eukaryota, Metazoa, Chordata, Chondrichthyes, Rajiformes, Rajidae. Gene Ontology annotation, molecular function: G protein-coupled receptor activity.